UGCAGCUGUUGGUAGGAUGUGAGGAGUGGAGAGGACCUCUUGCCUUGCCACUGAGGGAAGCUGUUUGCUUCUAGUAUAACUGCAUCUUUGGGGCAAGAUUCGUCAUCCUCCUCUUGAGACGAAAAGGGGUUAUUUGCCAUUUGCUGAUUCAGGAGCCAUGAGAAGACAUAUGGUGUCUCAUUCCUGGCAGGUCUUGAAAAAGGAACUGGGGCUGUACCAGCUCGCUAUGGAUAUCAUAAUGAUGCUCCGGGUGUGUAAAAUGUUCCGCCAAGGCCUCAGGGGAUUCCGCGAGUAUCAAAUCAUUGAACCUGUUUACAGAAGAAACCCUAUCUUCUCCUUCUGGGAUAAAAGGAAGCAAGGCCGAAUUACGUUUGAUACCAUGGACUUCAUUGCAGAGAAGGGUCACUUCCCUCCAGAAGCCAUUAAGAUCGUGCAGAAGCAACCUUCCUGGAGGGAGGAACACGAGAUCCAAGUCCUGUGCAACAUCCUGCAGUCUCUGGAAAGCUUUCGAACCUACUCCGAGUCUCUGCAGGUGCUCCUGGCCAAGGUCAUGCGCUUUGAACGGUUCGGUCGCAGGCGUGUGAUUUUCAGGAAGGGGCAGAGGGGCAGCAGCUUUUACUUCAUCUACUUAGGGACAGUCGCAGUGACAGAGGAUGAAGAUGGCAGCAGUGCCUUCCUAGACCCCCACCCGACAUUGCUGCAGAAGGGCAGUUGUUUCGGGGAAAAGGGCCUUCUGAGUGCGUUGGUAAGGUGGGCCACUGUGGUCUGCAUGGAGGAGACGGAGUUCCUGGUUGUCGACCGGGAGGACUUCCUUGCUAAUAAACUGGAUGAGGAAAUUCAAAAGGACAGUCAGUAUCGGUUUGAAUUGUUUAGGGGCAUGGAUCUAUUUCGGUCAUGGUCUGAUGAGAGGCUCCAGCAGCUGGUAACCCUGGGCAAGAUAGAGAAAUUCCCAUACGGGCAGCUGAUCACAAAAGACUUGGUAGAGUCAUCAUGCAUCAUGUUUGUCUGCAAGGGCAGCUGUGAAGUGCUGCGGCUGAUAGACCUUGGGAGCUCCCCUUACUAUUACAAGUGGGUCUGGCAACAUCUGGAGCUGAUAGAUGACAAACCUCUGAGCGCUCACGUCAACGAACCAGAUCCUAUGGUGAGAUUUCAGGAAUUCCAGAUCAAAUCAUAUCCUGUACAGGACUUCAGCUCUCUAAAACUUCUGCAUCUCCAGGAAGCCAGGAAGCAACAAGGGAUAAGCUUCAGUGAACCAACAAAACUCUCAGAAAAUAGUCUUCCCAGGAUGCUGGGCCCAAAGAUCAAAUCCAAGUGUUCCCAUUCAAUCAAGUGUUCCAUGCUCAAAACCAAGUUUGGUGAGCUCCCCAAGGAGGCAGCCGUGGGGGCCUACAUGAAAAUCCACACUGUGGAGCAAGGAGAAAUUGUGGGCUUUCACCAGGCCUUCCUCCCAGAGAACCAACGUGACAUGCGGCCCUUUAUUCUGGUGAGCCUGGGAGCUGAGUUGAUCGAGUUAAGGAGAGAAAAAUUUCUUGAAUUGAUUGAUGAUGAGACAAGAAAAAAAUUGACAACAAUGGAUGUUGAAUACCCCAGCGAUGAAGAAAUGUGCCAGAGGUUCCUUAAGGAGAACAGCUGGAAUAUCUUUCGGAAGGACCUGGUGCGGCUGUUGGUAGAACCUCGCCAAAAGGCCCCAUUCGUCCCAGUCCAGCCACAGAAGAAAAGGAUCUACAACCCUAAAUCUUUGGUCCUGGAUCUGUAUAGCAUCAACAAGAAGGUUAAACCACGUUAUCCCAUUUUUAUGGCACCCCAGAAAGACCUCCCCCCACUUAGGAUUGUCCAAGCCAUCUCAGCACCCCAGCACAAGAUCCAGUAACUCCCGCCUAAGUAUAAGAAUGUGGGGUUCCUUCUUUAGAACCAAUAAAGGAUAUUGGAUUGUC
Messenger RNA from Chinchilla lanigera (long-tailed chinchilla), 1934 nucleotides. RefSeq names its product cyclic nucleotide binding domain containing 2 (gene Cnbd2). The record is from RefSeq and is a predicted model, not a curated record. Gene Ontology annotation, molecular function: cAMP binding. NCBI's taxonomy places the organism in Eukaryota, Metazoa, Chordata, Mammalia, Rodentia, Chinchillidae. Gene Ontology annotation, biological process: spermatogenesis. The transcript has 12 exons. The coding region runs from base 158 to 1870 and encodes 570 amino acids.